Messenger RNA from Vanrija pseudolonga, 2367 nucleotides. RefSeq lists its product as uncharacterized. NCBI's taxonomy places the organism in Eukaryota, Fungi, Basidiomycota, Tremellomycetes, Trichosporonales, Trichosporonaceae. The transcript is spliced from 6 exons. The coding region runs from base 1 to 2367 and encodes 788 amino acids. The record is from RefSeq and is a predicted model, not a curated record.
AUGGCUGACAACGCUGGUGCUGCACCCGGCGCUGGGGAGACUCGCGACCCCAACCCGCACGGCUACCCGCCUAUCCUCGACAAGAUUCUCUAUCACGGCCACCCCCAGAUGUUCGGUCAUUUCUCCGGCGCCAACCACGCUUUCUUCCCGGUCACCCAGCACAACCCGUACCACUACCUCGUGUUCAUGCACAACAAGGACGACGAUUCCCCCGGCUACACGGUCCUCAAGGUCAAGGGCAUGCGUCGCAAGCCGAUGCGUCUUCCCAUGCCUGACUCGCGUAUCAUCAUCCCCAAAUACGAGAAGGAGGGCAUCGAGGACUACCGCACGAAGAAGGUUCCCAAGCCCAACUAUGCCAUUCACUUCCUCAUCACGGCUUUCAAGAGCACCCGCAUAGUCGACUUCCGCUCGGACAACCGCGCGGUCGAGCACCUUUCGGCCGCCAUGGGCCCCCUCGACCUCGUGCGCAUCCACCACCGCACCGACGGCGAGCCUGGCGACCCCAGUGUGGCCAUCAAGACUGGGUUCGAGGCCGACACCAUUGUCGUCUUCGGCACCCUCACGCCCCCCGUUCCCGUGCGUAACGACGGCAGCAAGUGGUCCACUCCCGGGCAUCGCAAGAUCGUUCUCUGCCCCCUGUUUGACACGUUCUACAAGGGCCACGGCCACAUCGACCGCAUCGAGUACCAUGCGGCCCCGAACAGCCAGCUCGUCAUUGUGCUCUACCACUGCAUGCGCUUCACCGCGGACGAGGUGCACAAGGUGAAGCACCGUUUCGUCUGCCUCCUCAAGUCAAUCAACACCACCCUUGCAGCUGCUACGUCGGCCCAGUACCCCCCUUCCUCGAUCAAGAUUGUCGACCUCCGAGAGCUGCUCGUGGGUAUCCACAUGUGUUACCUUGGCACCAGCCGGACGACGACCGAGAGUCUUGGGAUGGAAGGUCUUCUCAAUGCCAACAACUGGGUCAAGGGCAUCCUCCCGACCACCCCAGCCGAAGGCGAAGGCGACGGCGACGGCGACAGCGACGAGGAAAACGAUGACCACGACCACCUGCCGACCUACUCCCACCGCCACGAUCGCCCUCCGAUCUACACCGAGGAGCCGGAGGAGGACCCUCACCCCGAGCAGUGCUGCUGUGAUAGCCUCCCCGGCCUUCGCUCUGCCAUCCGCAAGCUCUCCACCCUGGUCAAGGACAACCCCAUCGAGAUCGUCGAGUGCGACAAGUACUUCGUUUCCAACCUCCCCAUCAAGGAAGACCAACUCCUUCGUCUCCAGUUCAAGGCCAACAAUGCGCUCAUCCCCGACAGUCUUCCGCGCUGCCGUCGUCAUGAUCAGCAUGAGGCCCACGAGUGCUCGUUUUCGGACUCGGACUCGAGCUCGGACUCGAACUCUGACUCGGAGUCGGACGGUCCUGACACCAAGACCGACACCGAUAAGAGCCCGAGAAGAAGAACGAGAAGGAGUAAGGCGGCCAUCACCUACGCCAUGGGCAUGGUGCUCGGCAUCUGCUGCGUCGUGUGCAAGCGCAAGGGUCAGUGGUCGGACGACAAGGCGCUGGGGCACCAGGGCAAGACCACCAUCCUCACGCCGACUGGCGAGGAGGAGGCAGAGAAGAAGAAGCAGGAGAAGAAGGCCAGCGGCGCCAAGGAGGACCCCUCGUCUAUACCCCUGAACCUGGCUUACGUGUCGAAGAGGUUCCUCAGCAGGAUCAUCAAGUACGACGGGACCGUCGCGUCGGUCUCGCCUUUCCUCGACGCCUUCAACAUCUUGCUGCACAUUGAGCUGUGCGGCCCACCGCAGACUAUGGCUCACUUUUACGCCGCCGCGCCCCCCGACUACCCCGCUGAGCUCAUUUUCAAGCAGCGCGCCCGCGCCAUUGACAACGAGUACCGCCAGGUGGUGGACAGCGAGCUCGAAGCCAUCUUCGAAUACGUGACGUCUCCUGCAUCGGGAGGGGAGGACGAGGACGAGGGUGAAGGUGAGAGACGGGACUUUGAUCCUGGACCGGUCUACUCCGUGCUCUCCAGGAUCACCCACUUCGCGGAGGGCCUCUUCCGACAUCACCUAGGCAACCUCACCGCCGAGGCGGAAAGCCGCAUCGAUGCGGCCCGCGAGGCGCGCGACGGCGCGCUCGAUGGGCUGGCGGCGGAGGCGGAGGGCGCCGCCCUGACGCUCAAGCGCAAGCUUGACAAUGCAAACAAGCGCAAGCGCACAACUCGUGCCGCCGCGGCCGGCGACGACGACGAAGACGACGAAGACGAAGACGAGGGCACAGCCGGCCUGUCCUCCGGUGUCGCCGACUCCUGUGUGGCGGUGUACAUACUAAAGAUGUACGACGUGAUUUUGUUAUGGGGUUGGGCCGAUUAG